AUGCCGUUUCACCUCGCCUUCAAGAUCAGGAAAGACACCAGCAGCAAUGUUAUUGAUAUGUCAAAAUCAAAUGAAUGUUUAUCCAUUUGCACGUCCAGAAAUAUCAGCACAAAGUAUAGAAAAGCCCUGUAUUUCUUAAUGAAUGGUAAUCAACCGUCGUUGCUGGCGUUCGACGCUCGAGCCCCCUCAAACCACUCGAUUGCCGCGGCCCUGGCAACUACUCCGUCAAAGGUCGAGUGGUUACUGCAAGAAAUCCCAGAGAAUGGAGCAGACGUGGCUCACUUGAACGCGGUUCAUUCCCCAUCAGUGGUCACUGGGCUGGCGGAGAAAUAUCCCUUCCUUCUUAAUAUUAUUGGAAGCCACGUCUGGUCGGCCACCUGGAAUAAGGGAGAAGGCCACAUCGCCGACCUGACCCUCACCCAUGACUAUAAAAUUAUGAAGUGCAACCUCUUUCAUAUAGAUGUCACUGUACAACAGAUAGGCCCAGGCUUCGUCCGCCUGUUCCUCAAGACUCCCCUCGGGCCUUUACUGGUCUCCCAGUCGGUGACGCCACUUGGCCCUCUCCUCCAGAAGGUGAUUCAUAGAGUCUUCUCACCUGCGUACAACGCACCGUGGGCCGCGCUCGUGGUGUAUAAUGAAGCGUACAUGUUCGAAAGAGACGUGGCGAUUUGGAACAACAAAAUCUUCGUGGGGGCUCCGGCGUACGUCAAAGCUGACAAGACCAUCAGAGCCUUCAGGUCCUGGUUCUCCCAGUUCUACAGCGAGAACAGCAAGAGCUUCAAGGACGCGAUACAGAACCCUCUGGAGUGGUGAUAAGGUUCAGACUUGAAUAAUGAAUGAAAUUCUUAUUGGUUUAUCCAUUUGCAUAGGUAAAAUUUUUAGUCAUAAUUUAUCUUGGCAUAAUGACACGCAUUGAGUGUAAAAAAUAAAAAGGCGGCUUUAACCUAUUUUAACACUAUAGUGCAAGUUACCUUGCUGCCCGAUCGGCCGUCACUUCUGCGUACUAUGUGUCCUGCCCAUUGCCACUUCAGCUUGCUAAUCCGUUGGACAAAGACGGAAGUUUUA
Molecule: messenger RNA, 1065 nt
Organism: Ostrinia furnacalis (Asian corn borer)
Lineage: Eukaryota; Metazoa; Arthropoda; Insecta; Lepidoptera; Crambidae
Product: cholesterol 7-desaturase-like
Exons: 5
Coding region: 1-813 (270 amino acids)
Biological process (GO): cholesterol metabolic process
Cellular component (GO): cytoplasm
Molecular function (GO): oxidoreductase activity
Source: RefSeq, a predicted model, not a curated record